Molecule: messenger RNA, 1305 nt
Organism: Penicillium pulvis
Lineage: Eukaryota; Fungi; Ascomycota; Eurotiomycetes; Eurotiales; Aspergillaceae
Product: prephenate dehydrogenase (NADP(+))
Exons: 7
Coding region: 1-1305 (434 amino acids)
Biological process (GO): L-tyrosine biosynthetic process
Molecular function (GO): NAD+ binding; prephenate dehydrogenase (NAD+) activity; prephenate dehydrogenase (NADP+) activity
Source: RefSeq, a predicted model, not a curated record
AUGGGACGCACCAAGGAAGAUGCCUCAAUCGGCAUCAUCGGUAUGGGCGAUAUGGGCAAGAUGUAUGCCCAACGCCUGAGUGAUGCGGGAUGGAGGAUAAACGCCUGUGAUAGAACUGAGAAUUAUGAAUCCUUACAACAAGAAUUUGCCUCUCAACAAAGAGUCACCAUCUUCCCCAAUGGCCAUCUGGUUUCCAGAAUUAGCGAUUUUAUUCUGUACAGUGUAGAAGCCGGUGUAAUCGACCGUGUCGUCGCACAGUACGGGCCAUCUACCAAGCAAGGUGCCAUCGUCGGUGGCCAGACGUCCUGCAAGGCUCCGGAACUUGCUGCAUUUGAAAAGCACCUACCGGCGGAUGUAGAGAUCGUCUCCUGCCAUUCGUUGCACGGACCCAAAGUCAAUACCAAAGGACAGCCUCUGGUUAUCAUUCAACACCGUGCGUCUGACGAAAGCGUCCAAUUCGUCGAAGAAAUUCUCUCCUCAUUCGGGUCCAAACAUGUGUAUCUUACUGGUGAGAUGCAUGAUCGAAUCACAGCCGACACCCAGGCCGUUACGCACGCGGCUUUCCUGAGCAUGGGCACCGCAUGGCAGGCCAACGAACAAUUCCCCUGGGAGAUGUCCCGGUGGGUUGGUGGUAUUGAGAACGUGAAGAUCAACAUCACUCUGCGCAUUUAUUCGAACAAAUGGCACGUCUAUGCUGGUCUUGCCAUCCUCAAUCCGGCUGCUAAACAGCAAAUUCGACAGUAUUCCGAGUCGGUGACGGAUCUAUACAAGUUGAUGAUUGGGGGACACCGAGAAGAACUCAAGCGUCGGGUCAAGGCCGCCGGUGCAUAUGUGUUCCGGGAGGGUACAGAAGGACAAGAUCUCUUGUUAAAAGAUGAAGUGCUGGAUCGAUUCUCUCUGUCCAACCGAUCUCGGGAGAAGUCACCACCCAACAGUCACUUAAGUCUGCUUGCCAUUGUGGACUGCUGGUCGAAACUUGGCAUCGUGCCCUAUGAUCAUAUGAUCUGCUCCACACCGCUUUUCCGUCUCUGGUUGGGUGUGACUGAAUAUUUGUUUCGCAACGCCGAACUUCUGGAGGAGGCAUUGGACACCGCUAUUGAUGAUACCACUUUCCGCUCGGAUGACCUAGAGUUUACAUUUGCUGCACGGGCUUGGUCCGACUGUGUCUCCUUUGGGGACUUUGAGAGCUACCGCGACCGCUUCGAGCGCAUCGCCGACUACUUUGCUCCACGUUUCCCUGAGGCGGCCACCCUUGGAAACGAGAUGAUGAAGACGAUUCUGGAGAAGACCACGAACAAACCUUAA